Messenger RNA from Drosophila bipectinata, 500 nucleotides. Its product is annotated as small ribosomal subunit protein mS37. The record is from RefSeq and is a predicted model, not a curated record. NCBI's taxonomy places the organism in Eukaryota, Metazoa, Arthropoda, Insecta, Diptera, Drosophilidae. Gene Ontology annotation, molecular function: RNA binding. Gene Ontology annotation, biological process: mitochondrial translation. Gene Ontology annotation, cellular component: nucleoplasm; mitochondrion; mitochondrial ribosome.
UUGUGACGUAACACUCAACAGCUGUUGUGUGGAGAGGGCCUGGAACAGGAGGACUAUUUCCUUUCAAGAAUUACUUAAACCUUACGAGAUGCGAGUUCCUGGAGCCCUGUUCGCCGCCCGUGGCCGGGCGCCGCAAAGCGAGACAGAUGUGCCAUUCCAGGAGAUCCUGCCACUCCGCCUCAAGAACACAGUGAGCGGCAAGGCCGAUUCCGGCUCGGAUGUGGCCUGCCUGCAGGAGAUGGGUCAACUUUUCGCCUGCCUGAAGGACAACGAGUUCACGGAGAAGUACUGUAGCAAGGAGAUAAACCAAUUCCAGAAAUGCUUCAAGUGCUACAUGGACCGCAAGUUUGAGGCGAAAAAGACGGUGAACCAGGGCAUCGUCCAGCCAGGAAGCAACCUGAACUACAAGCAACUCAACAAGUACAUGAGGCGUUAUCCCAAUCCGGUUUAACUUAGUUAAUAGCAUUUAAAAUUUCCAUAAUACAAUACCUAUUACCGGA